AUGUCAGCGUCGGUGAUCCAGCAUGCAUGUCCCAGCGACAAGAAGGCUAUGGUCCUCUUUCGUGGCGGCAUGGAGAUCAGGGAGACUCGAUGGAGCAUCCAUCCCAUCUUCACGUUUUGCAAACACCAGCCUGGCCAAGGCCACCGACGGCUGGAGCUGGACAACGAAAGCGCGCGUGGAGGCUCACGGCUUGCACGCCCUCUGCGGGUUGGCAGCGGGGACGGCUCGAAAAAGACGCGGCGGCUCGGGGCGGGUCCCGAGGCGGAAGGAGACGAGCCGAGAGUCGGCGUGUGCGAGGGGGGUGGUGGUGGUGGUGGUGGUGGAUGGUUGGGGGGCGCGCCGAGCCGCCUGUGGUCUCUCGUCUGCCGGAAUACACCCCACGGCCGGGAGGGCCGCAAAGGCUGUGUCCCCUCCCCGGGGGUCAGCGCGGCGGCGGGGAGCGAGGCUCGGGGACGGCGGGGGAAGGGGGGGGAGGGAGGGGGCGCUGUCGGCGCAUGCGCGCGCGGGGCCCGGCGGGAGGGGGGAGGUGGGCGUGGCGUGGGCGUGGCUUCCGUCUGCGCAGCUGCCAGCGCCUUUAAGCCCGGGCUCGCGCACUCCGACCGAGCUUUCGCCGCCGGGGAGCCGACCGGUGUCGUCUCCUCUGCGCUUUCUCCACUGCCCGCUUACCCCCCCCCCACCUCUUCUUUAAUAACCCGCGUCGCCUCUGGCUUUUCGGUGUCCCGGGACCCGGCUCGCUUGGGAGCCGCGCGCUCUGCGUUCGGGCCAAUGCCCCGCUACGAGUUGGCUUUGCUUCUGAAAGCCAUGCAGCGGCCAGAGACUGUUGCUGCUUUGAAGCGUACAGUGGAGGCCCUGCUGGACCGAGGAGCCAUAGUGAGGAACUUGGAGAGCCUGGGUGAGCGCACCCUCCCCUAUAAGAUCUCAGCCCACAGCCAGAAGCACAGGAGAGCAGGGUAUUUCUUGGUGGACUUUUACGCCCCAACAACCAUGGUGGACAGCAUACUGGAUCACUUGUCUCGUGACACUGAUGUGGUUAGACCGACUGUUGUAAAACACCCUCUGACUCAGGAAGUAAAAGAAUGUGAUGGCAUUGUCCCAGUCCCAUUACAAGAAAAGUUAUAUUCUACGAAAAGGAGUAAGAAGUAAGAAGAUUUUGGCUUUACAUGAAAUUCUAAGUGUGGUCUUAUGUGACGUACUGCAAGAGGUGGGAACACUGGUCAGAGAACUGCCCUGAGGUCGGUGGCUCCAGCAGGCUACUCUUGAUGGCCCCUGUCACCAGUAUACAGACCAGUACACAGACUUUCGCCAUGUAAUGGCAGCACCAUUUUGAAAAGCAAAACACAAAAUUCCCUUGGAUUGCAAGCCUGUCAUUCAGGCCACACUGCCAUGUAAAGAGAUCAGGGUAAUAAACGUGAUUUUUACCAA
Molecule: messenger RNA, 1422 nt
Organism: Jaculus jaculus (lesser Egyptian jerboa)
Lineage: Eukaryota; Metazoa; Chordata; Mammalia; Rodentia; Dipodidae
Gene: Mrps6
Product: mitochondrial ribosomal protein S6
Exons: 5
Coding region: 1-1143 (380 amino acids)
Biological process (GO): translation
Cellular component (GO): ribosome; mitochondrial small ribosomal subunit
Molecular function (GO): structural constituent of ribosome; small ribosomal subunit rRNA binding
Source: RefSeq, a predicted model, not a curated record